Parathielavia appendiculata is the source of this 1125-nucleotide messenger RNA. RefSeq lists its product as uncharacterized. The coding region runs from base 1 to 1125 and encodes 374 amino acids. Gene Ontology annotation, cellular component: membrane. The transcript has 2 exons. Lineage: Eukaryota; Fungi; Ascomycota; Sordariomycetes; Sordariales; Chaetomiaceae. The record is from RefSeq and is a predicted model, not a curated record.
AUGAAACCCGUCAUUGCUGUGCCCGCGACGCUGCUGCUCGUGUACCGGGCCUACUCAAAAAAAUCACUGACGCCUGGCGGUAUCUUGGCCGCGACGCUCACAGCCAUCGCACAUGCUAUUCAUCCGUGGAACCUGCCGUUCGCUCUACUCGUCGUCUUCUUCCUGGCUGGGACACGCGCAACCCAUGUCAAGGAGCACGUCAAGGCCAGCCUCACGUUGAAAUCGGGCGGCUCCUCUGGCGGCGAUGGCCCUCGUACUCACGUACAAGUGCUCGCCAACUCGCUCACUGCAUCCAUCCUAUCAUUGCUCCAUGCUUACCAGCUCCGGUCGCGUGAGGCAGCCCUUCUCGGCUCGCCGGCCGACCACCCAGGCAGCCUCUGUUUUGCAUGGGGCGGCGACCUACUGGUCGUCGGCAUCAUCGCCAACUACGCUUGUGUCGCCGCCGACACGUUGAGCUCCGAGCUGGGCAUUCUCGCCAAGGGCCAACCGCGUCUGAUCACCAGCCUUACGCUGCGCAAGGUGCCACGGGGCACCAACGGCGGCGUUACGCUCACGGGUCUCGCUGCCGGCCUCCUCGGAAGCGUCAUCAUAGUCACGUCCGCCAUGCUAUUGACGCCGUUUUGCACCGCCAAUACCACCGGCAAGCUCGGCGGCGGAGCACCGUGGUCGAGCGAGCAGCGGCGGACGCUGAUUUUAGGCCUGACGCUCUGGGGGCUGUUGGGCAGCGUGGUUGACAGCAUCCUCGGCGGGCUGUUCCAACGCAGCGUAAAGGACGUGCGCAGCGGCAAGAUCGUCGAGGGCGAGGGCGGCGUGCGCGUGCUAGUAUCCGCUGAGCGGGAGCAGGACGUGGCGGCCGGUGUCAAGGCUGCCUUGCUGAAUGGCGAGGGCGAGUUUGCCGUCGAGGAGACGGACCCCACCACCCCGCUAGACAAGUACGACGCCCACAAUAAACAUCGUAAGGCGAGCUUCGGGGAUGAGAAGCCGUCGCGAGUGGUCGAGACUGGGUGGGACUUGUUGGACAACAACGACGUCAACUUCCUGAUGGCAUUCGGCAUGAGCAUCGGCGCCAUGGCCGUGGCCUCGUGGUAUUGGCAGGUCCCACUCUCUUCGGUUUUCCCACCUUGA